Messenger RNA from Heterostelium album PN500, 777 nucleotides. RefSeq lists its product as uncharacterized. The coding region runs from base 1 to 777 and encodes 258 amino acids. The transcript has a single exon. Gene Ontology annotation, cellular component: cytosol; nucleus; perinuclear region of cytoplasm. NCBI's taxonomy places the organism in Eukaryota, Evosea, Eumycetozoa, Acytosteliales, Acytosteliaceae. Gene Ontology annotation, molecular function: GTPase activator activity; small GTPase binding. Gene Ontology annotation, biological process: nucleocytoplasmic transport; activation of GTPase activity. The record is from RefSeq and is a predicted model, not a curated record.
AUGAAAUUUGUUAAACAUAGUUUUCGUUUUGGUGGAGAUGAAAUAGAGUUACCAUCGAGUAUUAUUUUCAAAGUUUUUGAAUAUGUUUUCAAUAAUGAAAUGCCUUCGAAAUAUUAUGUUACUCUAAGUUUAGUUUGCAAGUUGUGGCGGCAAUAUGCAUUCCUCUCUGUGCAAACAAUAAGAUUGGUACCGAAACGUCUACAACAUCUCUUAAUGCCAUAUAAACCAGUUGCUUUGGAUACUGCUCUGUCAACUAUUUCCAACAUGUUGAUCAACUCCAGAACCAUCACUGUGCUGGACCUCUCCAAUUCGGAAAUUGAUAUCACUAGAACAAGUAUUAUAGGAGUUGGAAUUGCCCACUCUGAAAGUGUAAAACAUCUAAACCUUCAUUGUACCGCGCUAGACGAUAAAGCUGCCAAAGAACUUGCCGAUGCUUUACGUGAUAACAAGACGAUCCAAACCAUUGACCUGUCACACAAUCAUAUUGGUGCGGAAGGAGCUCUAGCAAUUGCACAAUCGCUAGAAUCUAGCAAAACAAUAACAACAAUCGACCUCUCCAAGAAUCAAAUCGGUAAUCAAGGUGCUCUUUCGAUUGCCAAAGUAUUUGGAAAGAGUAGGGUAAAGGUGAAUCUAGCCUCCAAUCAAAUCGGAAGUGAUUGUAUUAUCGCCAUAGCCAAAGCAAGAAAAUCAACAAAAACCUCGUUCCUCUACAAGAGUGGACUGAAACUUACAACGAUGGAUGGAAGAUGUACUUUAACUGCCUCUGUAGAAACAUAA